ACGAACACAUGCUGACUGUUUGGGACUGGCAGAAGAAAUCAAAAGUAGCAGAAAUAAAGACUACAAAUGAAGUUGUCCUGGCAGUAGCUUUUCAUCCGACUGAUAAAGAUACAAUAAUAACAUCUGGCAAAUCUCAUAUCUUUUUCUGGACUUGGAAUACAAAUUCAUUAACAAGGAAACAAGGAAUAUUUGGGAAAUACGACAAACCCAAAUUUGUUCAGUGCUUAGCAUUUUUAGGCAAUGGAGAAGUUCUCACUGGUGAUUCAGGUGGGAUAUUGCUUAUAUGGAGCAAAACUACUGUAGAAGCCACAUCAGGAAAAGGAUCAAAAGGUGUGUAUCAAAUCAGCAAACAAAUCAAAGCUCAUGAUGGCAGUGUGUUCACACUCUGUCAAAUGAGGAAUGGAAUGCUGCUAACUGGAGGUGGGAAGGAUAGAAAAAUCAUUUUGUGGGAUCAUGACUUGAAUGCUGAAAGGGAAAUAGAGGUUCCUGAUCAAUAUGGGACAAUAAGAGCUGUGGCAGAAGGCAAAGCUGAUCAAUUUAUUCUUGGGACAUCAAGGAAUUUUAUUUUGCGUGGAACAUUUAAUGAUGGUUUUCAAGUGGAAGUACAGGGCCACACCGAUGAACUCUGGGGCCUGGGAACACAUCCGUUCAAAGACCUGUUCUUAACUUGUGCUCAAGAUCGUCAAGUUUGUAUGUGGAAUUCAGUGGACCACACUCUUGAAUGGACCAGGCUACUAGAUGAACCGGGACAUUGUGCUGACUUCCAUCCAAGUGGUACAGUGGUAGCGAUAGGAACACACUCAGGAAGGUGGUUUGUUUUGGAUGCUGAAACCAGAGAUUUGGUUUCAAUCCAUACAGAUGGCAACGAGCAGCUCUCUGUGAUGCGGUACACAGUAGAUGGCACCUUUCUUGCAGUGGGUUCCCAUGACAACUUCAUUUACCUCUACAUAGUAACAGAAAAUGGAAGAAAGUACAGCAGAUAUGGAAAGUGCACUGGACAUUCCAGCUAUAUUACACACCUUGAUUGGUCCCCAGAAAACAAAUACAUAAUGUCCAACUCAGGAGAUUAUGAAAUAUUAUACUGGGACAUUCCAAAUGGCUGUAAACUGAUAAGGAACCGCUCUGAUUGUAAGGACAUAGAUUGGACAACAUACACUUGUGUGCUGGGAUUUCAAGUAUUUGGAGUAUGGCCAGAAGGAUCAGAUGGAACAGAUAUAAAUGCCAGUGUGAGGUCCCAUAAGAGGAAAGUGAUAGCUGUGGCUGAUGACUUUUGUAAAGUCCAUCUAUUUCAGUAUCCCUGCUCCAAAGCAAAGGCUCCAAGUCAUAAAUAUAGUGCCCAUAGUAGUCAUGUAACAAAUGUCAGUUUCACUCAUAAUGAUAGUCAUUUGAUUUCAACUGGAGGCAAAGAUAUGAGUAUCAUUCAGUGGAGACUUGUUGAGAAAGCAACUUUGCCACAGAAUGAUACUACUAUAGACAUGGGCACAAACAAAGUGCCUGUAAUUGCCAGUGACAGCUUUACACAGCCAAGUAUCCCUGUGUCCCUUAAUCAACCAUUGGAUGAAAUGGCAGCCAGUGAAAAUUUAAUGGAUGGCUUUUCACCAUCCUUCGAGAGUGACGUGGAGCAUACUGUGAAGACCAAUGAAGAGCAGAAUGAGGAGCAAAGUGAGGGAAGCAGUCUGGAUCCAGGGGAGCCAAAUUGUGAAGAACCACCUAGUGAAAUGAGCGAGGAACAGAGUGAAUCCACUGUUAUUGAAGAUCAGCAGGAAAACUCUCCAAUGUCUUAUCAACUUGAAAUUCAAGAUGAUCUUUAGAUAUUUUCUCUCAGUGCACAUUAUUUUGUAAAAAAAAAAAAAAGAGGAUUCAAGUAAGGAAGGGAAGCAGCUCUGACAUGGAACACUCAAGUUUCUGUGGAAGGCUUGUUAGUUUGAUCUACUUCUGUUUUCAACUCAUGGAAUUAUUGUAAGGACUCAUUUUGACAGUUCCAGUCAAGUGCUAAAUAGAAAACUAGAAUGUUACCUUAGGUUAUAUAUAAUUCUGAAAUUGCUAAGAGAAAGAGGCAUAACUAAGGAAGAGUUUUCUGAGAGAAGCAGGUAGAAAAUCUGGGAAAGAACUUUUAAGACCGUUCAGAAGCAUUGGGUAAUACCUGCUAUGUAAUGUAACCCUGGUGAAAGCCCUUCAGGAAGCUCGUCUUUCUUUUUUUACAUUAAAAAGAGAAGGAGAGGAGAAUAAGACAACAUAGUGGCACAUACAGUGCUGUGCUUAUUGCCGUCUUGAGUAAUACCUAUGCAAUUUUCUAAAACUAGCAAUUCUUACUAGCCGCUACUUUAGAUGCUGGUUGUUCUAAGACAACUCAUAUUAAAGUAUACUUUUGUUUGUUCCGUGUUAGUAGAUCUUAAAAGAACCAAAUUAAGAUAGCAAGUGCUGCUUAGUUUUCCAGCCAAUGACAAUGUAAUUUCAAGGAACUACUUGCAUUGACAUACUAAAAUUCAAGAAUACCAACUGUGACUCUAUUGCAAACUGACUUAACUUCAUUAAGAUAAAAGUUCUAAUUCUCAAGUUCAUACCUGACCUUCAGAUACAAAUUAGUACUUUCAGUAAGAGACUAAAUAUUAGAGAAAUAGCAUUAAGUUAUAAAAUCUAAUGCUUGGGAGUAAUGUAAUUAUUGACUCAGUUUUUUAAAAAAAAUUAGGGAUAACCUUAACAUAAGAAAUUUUCACACAGACUUUUCUACAGCCAUCUUUUUAACAGCUGUAAUAUAAAUGUCCCAUUUUCUUGGAUAAUGUUGGCUAUUUUUGAAUUUUUUUUCUCUAUUUGUGUGUUUCUUUUUUCUCUUGUCCAAUUUUGUAAGCCGUGCAGCUCAGAGAUAGCUGGACCUGGCCAGUUAUGGGAUAUCAUGGCAUUUUAUUAUGUGUUAAAAAUAUCUUUUUUAAAAAAAAAAAUUAAAAUGCAUCAGCUACAUUUUUUCUUAAAUAUCUAAGUUUUCCUGUUUAAAUGUUUGUUGAAAAACAUCCUACUUUAUAUUUUACUUACAUAGGAUUUUUUUAAAAUUGUGCUGAUAUUUUAGACCUUAUUUAGAAAUUGUGUUUAGAAACCUUCGUUAAGUCUUAAGUGUGCAAGCGUUUACGUGAAUGUGCCAUUCCAAAGUGCAUCAGAACUGUCAUUCCCUUCUAUUAACUUCUCAGGAGUAAAUACUACAGAUCAGGUAUGUAAUCUACAAUAUUCAUCAGUGGAAACAUUAACAAUUGACUUGGACUCCCAAAGGACAUAAAGACUGUCACAUACAGAAAGAUACAGGUGCACAUACAUCUUUGUUUACAUCCAUUCCGGAAAACCUCAAUAUAAUUAUCUUCAGAAACCAUGAUGUGAAUUCCAAGCAACUGAUCUCUUUUGCUUUAUCUAAAAAGCUGUACUGUUAAAUGAUAUAUUCGAAUGCCCCAGUGUAUGAUUGGCCACUUUGCCAAAGAGUCCCUGUGGGCAACACACAUACAAAUACUGUAUCAAGAUAAUGGAUUCCUUUGAAAAGGAGGCAUCUGCGAGGGAGGAGGCCCAUUUUCAGUGAUUUACAACUUUCCGGUCUGCUUCAGAGUUCUAACCACCCAUAAUAGAUAGAGGAAAAGAUGGAGAAAGGGGAUUCAUUGAACAUUCUCCCCCAUUUUUUUGUUCCACUCUAUUCCACAGGGAGAGAUUAACUGAAUAACACAGCUUUUAAAAAUGUAGUAAGAUAAAAUAGUUCUAGUAAUUUUAGUUAACAUGAAAUGGUUUGUAGAGCUCUUUAACAUCCUCAGUGAGUAACAUGAAAACAGAGCAUUUUGUUUGGAUUUCUCUAUUACCUUGAGGUUGCCAUAUAAAGUGAGAAUUAAUAGUUGUGAUUUUCCUCAUGUUAUAGAUUAACAGAUUAUUUUUAAAUGCCAAAAAAAAGGAAAAAAAGCCUUACAAUUUUUGAUUGCUGGCAACUACUGUUCAAUAAAUAAUUAAAUCUGUGAUAAUAGAAAUGGGUGGGAUUAUGUUAACUGUAAAUGUUUUAGGGUAAAAUUGUGAAUGAAAUAUGAUUUGAGUGUGUCAUGUGAAGAUGUUUGAGCCAUUCUGUCUAUCAUGCAUUCCUGUCUCAUGGCAGAAAAAUCU
Molecule: messenger RNA, 4122 nt
Organism: Protobothrops mucrosquamatus (brown spotted pit viper)
Lineage: Eukaryota; Metazoa; Chordata; Lepidosauria; Squamata; Viperidae
Gene: EML4
Product: EMAP like 4
Exons: 13
Coding region: 9-1811 (600 amino acids)
Biological process (GO): microtubule cytoskeleton organization
Cellular component (GO): mitotic spindle
Molecular function (GO): microtubule binding
Source: RefSeq, a predicted model, not a curated record